Molecule: messenger RNA, 2752 nt
Organism: Hibiscus syriacus
Lineage: Eukaryota; Viridiplantae; Streptophyta; Magnoliopsida; Malvales; Malvaceae
Exons: 2
Coding region: 409-2457 (682 amino acids)
Source: RefSeq, a predicted model, not a curated record
UCUCACCCACUAUCUCCUCCAUCUCUCUCUUUCUCGCCGGCACUCCCCAAGCUCUGAAGCUCCCUCAUCUCGUCCCAACAAUUCAUUUUCUCUUCGAUUAUAUUCAAUCCGAUUUCAAGGUUGAUGGAGCAGCGUGAUGCUGUUGUAAACGUGUUUGGGAUGCAUUGAUUUGUCUUAUUUUAGUACCAGUUGGCUCAAUUUCGGGUUGGAUUGAAUCAUUUUUCGAUAGAAAUGGAUCGCUGUGACACUUCAGGAUUCGUUAGUGGGGGUGGGAUUUACUCGCUCAACGGCAUCUUCUAACCCUAGUUUUUGUGGCUAAUUGUCUUCACCCGGAAGUCAGGUUGACUGCUCUGUUGCAUUUGGGAUCUGCUCUGCAUAUUGUUGUCUCAAGUUUUCUGCUAUUGCUAUAUGGAUUCCAGGUCCUCAAACUUGGGGUUCCCUGCUAAUUUUUCUUUGAAUGAAUUCAAUAUUUCGGGUAGUUCGAUGCAAGUUGGAGGAACUGGUGGUGCAUAUGGAAAAGAUACUGUUCUAAGUCUUGAUUCCCCGGGCUCCUCAAUCCCUUACAUGUCCACAUCAAAAGGAAUCAAGAGGAAGUGGAGUUUGAUGGAUGGAUCUGUGUGUGAGCAAGUUGGGUCAUCAUUGGCUCUUCGGCUAGGCCGCUAUUCGAGUUCCUCAGACAGCAAGGGAAGUUCAACAACUGCUUGUACUGCCACAUCUUCAGCCAAAGAAUCUGAUGUGGAGUCCUCAAUGGACAUUGAAUUGGAUUUUACCCUCCAUAUUGGAAAUGAAAACGUAAUCAACCCCAAGAAACCUGCUGGUUCAGAUCCGAAAGGAAUGGGGUUGCAACUAAACGUUGACCUGGAGUUAAGCCUGUCAACUGGUUUUUCUGAAUCUGAUAUCACUGGUGUCCAUCUCAGCUCUUCUCCCGAUACACCAGGUACGAAGAUGCCGAUAGCAGUUGAAGGGCCUCCAAAUGCAGAUGAAAGAUCUACUUCAUGUCACUGGAAACCUGGAAUUGGUUCGCCAGCAUUUCAGAGUUUACCAGUGAAAGAGACUAGUGUCUUCUUCAAGGAGGUUCCAAGAAGCAUUGAUCUUUCUCCCAUUGUUCCAGAGCUAUCUUCAAGCGUGAUUACUACACCAAAAAGCUCGGUGACUUGCACUUCCGGGAUAAUGCAGCAACAACAGCCACAACACCGCAGUUCUAGUUCAAAGACAUGUCAGGUUGAAGGAUGUGGAAAGGGGGCCAGAGGUGCCUCUGGCCGUUGCAUCUCUCAUGGUGGUGGCAGGAGGUGUCAAAAGCCUGGCUGCCAUAAGGGAGCAGAGGGCCGAACUGUGUAUUGCAAGGCCCAUGGUGGCGGUCGACGAUGUGAAUUUCUUGGGUGCACAAAAAGUGCAGAAGGUCGUACUGAUUUCUGUAUUGCCCACGGUGGUGGUCGGAGAUGUAGCCAUGAUGGUUGUACUCGAGCUGCCCGAGGCAAAUCUGGACUAUGUAUUCGUCAUGGUGGUGGGAAGAGAUGUCAAAAGGAAAAUUGCGCAAGGAGUGCCGAAGGCCUCUCAGGACUUUGCAUCUCACAUGGAGGCGGGCGGAGAUGCCAAUUUAUAGGAUGCACAAAAGGGGCACAAGGGAGCACCAUGUUCUGCAAGGCACACGGUGGUGGAAAACGGUGCACGUUUCUAGGGUGCAACAAGGGUGCUGAAGGGAGUACCCCUUUCUGUAAGGGUCAUGGAGGGGGGAAAAGAUGUGCAUUUGAAGGUGGUGGGGUUUGUACGAAGAGUGUGCAUGGAGGAACCAACUUUUGUGUAGCACACGGAGGAGGCAAGAGGUGUGCCGUGCCUGAAUGCACAAAGAGUGCAAGGGGACGUACUGAUUAUUGUGUUCGACACGGUGGAGGUAAAAGAUGCAAGUCUGAAGGGUGCAGCAAAAGUGCACAAGGUAGCACGGAUUUCUGCAAGGCACACGGCGGAGGCAAGAGAUGCUCCUGGGGCCAUCCUGGGUCAGAAUAUGGAAACCAACCUUCUGGUCCUUGCAACUCUUUUGCAAGGGGCAAAACAGGUCUUUGUGCACUCCACAGCAGCCUGGUUCACGAUAAGAGGGUUCAUGGAGGUGCAACACUCGGGCCAAUUGUCCUAGAUCCUAAACUCUCCAUUUCUGGGAAGAUGAAAGAGAUUGCUACUCCUGAGGGCAUAAAUGUCGACACUAUGAAAAUGUGGAGUGGCAUAGAACCUUCUGAAGGCGGAACUUGUUCUAGUUUGAAUCGAUAUGGAGUUCCAUAUGCUUCUAGCUCUGUCGACAAAGGAGGCUUCUCUGUUUAUGCUCCUGAAGGUAGGGUUCAUGGUGGGAGUUUGAUAGCAAUGCUAGCAGGCGGUUCCGGUCUUGCCUCAGUCAACACCGCAGGUUUUGCCGGUGAUGCAUCGGAGCCAAACAAAUCUAUUAAGCCCCCCCAGAAAUGGAUGUAAGUUUAUUAUUUCUCAACUAUCAUAAAAUUAUUCGUGGAAGUUAUAACUAGUUUCCCUGCUUGUUGUUUGCAUCCUUCGUUCAAGUUUGGUAGGUUAGAAACCUUUGGUCAUUCAUUAGUUUUAGAUUUGCAAGGAAAGUGCUUUAUUGUUCGGUGUUACCAUUUGUUGUAAAUAUUUUCACAUAUUUCCAGCAGGUUGUUGUGAAUAUAUAGGCUAGUGCCUGUAAGGUCCAGUCAGUUUGUGGAACAUUAUGCUUAUAAUAAAUCUUUUCUUUGGGGGUCUUAUUUAUCAUUUU